GUCUGAUGUUCGAUUUCAGGCUUCUACCUUAUGUAGCCUUGCCCUAUCAUGUGCUCCUUCCUGUUGGUUACACGACAUGCUCUGUCGUGCUUGCAUUUUCUCUUGGCAUCCGACGAUUGCAUUUAACCACCGAAUUCCCCUCACAAACCAACAUCCAUCUUCUCCUCUUCAUCUGUCCAUCAAAAUCAAGCUUCACAAUCAAUGUAUCGGAGAUAUUCCUCUCCAAGAGUUCACACAACACUUAUUCUCUCUGCAACCCACACUCGGCACUGCUCAAGCGUCAGUCAAGAUGGACACACCAGGCAAGGCUGAGACGCAAUUCACCGCAGCAACGUCUGGAGCUCAUGAUAAAUGGCCCUCGCCCUUACCGCAGACAUCAUCAUCUCUCUGCAGUCCUUCUGAAGUCUUUAGUCAGCCGCAAUCCGAGAUCAGCCAUGGUAGUGUGCAUGUGGAGAGCAGUCCAGAAGUUGAGCGGGUCUCAAGCAGACCCAAGGUUGACAGUGAUGAACUAGGAACGGCAUCUCAUGACGAAGCAGCGAUGCUGGAAAGUCUCAAGCGAAAUCCAGCUCUGUGUUCGUACUGCCGGAAGAUAUGCGAUAAUUGGCCGACUUCCACGAUAGUAAAGCAUGUUACCUUUGAGCAUCACAGUACAGAAAAAGAGCUCCAAGAAGCUGCAGAAGCCGGAUGCAAGAUAUGUGUUCAGCUUUCGGCACACAGACCUCUCAACAAAGUGCGCUACACAUUCUCAAAGAAAGGUGGUUGUUGGGGCUCAUGGUUGUUUUCAAGUUUACGCAUUCCAGCUUCUUCUGCAUUGACACCCUUACCAGGCAAAGCUCUUGUAAGUAUAUAUGAGGCAAGAAAGGGUAGAAGGGGCACAUCUUUCCGCAUUGAUGUCCACACACCGCUCGACAUGGAUUCGGAGAUAAAUUCAGAACCUCCGGCCCGUUACUAUCAUGAAAGAGUGCAAAUAUAUUUUCCGUAUAGAGGUGAGUUUCAGUAGUGCUAUGCUACCUACAGACUCAAGUCAAGAUCUUUAUGCUCCACCUGGGUAACUCACAUGAUCGCAGAGCCACAAACAGAAGCUGGUGUCUCAAUGAAUCUCACGCAAUCCACGCGCGAUGGUUUGGCUAUUUCCAAGUUUUGGCACGACAAUUGUGAGACCACACACCAAAAAUGCAACAGAUCGAUUCAUUCUACAUUCAAGCCAACAAGAAUUGUAGACUUGACAGCGACUAGGCCAUUAUUACGCACGUUCAAGGACGAAGAGUCCAUCUCGAAGUAUGCAACACUGGGCCAUUGUUGGGGUCUCAAUCACCAUCCUAUGUUAACAAGAGACAUGUUACUGUCUUACCACAAAGAAAUACCUGAUGCAGCUAUCUCUCAAACAAUCAAAGAUGCCAUGCAAAUCGCUCUGUAUCUCGGCUAUUAUUACAUCUGGAUCGACUCACUAUGCAUCAUUCAAGAUGACGAAGAGGAUUGGAAACGAGAGUCAGCUUCAAUGAAAAUGGUUUAUGGUAAUUCAGGAAUCAAUAUCUCAGCUGCUGGUGCAGUUGAUGGGACCAUUGGAUGCUUUUUCCCUCGAAACUCUAAUUGGCUUGACAAGAUUACUAUUGUUUCAGGGAAAAGAGAAGUACAGUACACAUCUCUUCCUUUGCGAUUUGAUGAAGGGCUUCUUGAUACUAUGCCAUUGAUGACAAGAGGGUGGGCGAUUCAAGAACGGAUUCUGGCCCGGCGUACCCUGCAUUUCGCACAGUCCCAACUGUUCUGGGAAUGCAGACACCUUCACGCUUGCGAGUCAAUACCUCACAGCUAUCACAAAAGAGGCCGAGUAACUCGGAUAAGCCUCAAUGGUGUAACAUCUGACUCCGUCGACUUGUGGAAGGGGAUUGUUCAGGACUAUUCGGAAUGUCGGUUAACGAAGAUCACUGACAAGCUCGUGGCUAUCUCCGGUCUUGCACAAGCUAUCCAAUGCCACGUUUCUGGUCGGUACGUAGCUGGACUAUGGACAAAUCGUAUCGAGAACCAACUCUGCUGGUAUGGAGUGGGUUUGUGUAAAGAAAGACCAGAUCGUUACACAGCACCGACUUGGUCGUGGGCUUCUAUUGAUGGCCCGAUCGAAUGGAGAUACAUAGACCGAAAGAGAGAUCCUACUCAUAUUAAAGUACAUGAUGUUCUUGUUGGUUGCAUUACGGAAGGAAACGCUUACGGAGCUGUCUUGAGCGGUAUAUUGUCUCUCCAUUGUGAGAAUCUACUACGUGUUGAGAUCCUCAGAAAAGGACUCAAAAGUCAUAAUUUCUGGAUUGUAAGCAUGGGCGACAGAGAGAUCGAAUGUGUAAUAUGUCCGGACACAAUCGAAGACGGAAUGACGGUUUGCAUAGGAACACUACUUUAUCUUGCGCCAGUGGGGGUGGUUAGUAACCAGUUUCAAGGGUUAAUUUUUGCUCCCACGGGCAUUGCCACAGGCCAAUAUCGGAGGAUUGGAUGGUUCCGCGUUACUCCUCCCCCUGACAAGUUUGGAAACAUGACUCCGCUGUUCUUGCCUGAAGGUUGCAAUUUCAACGAGGGCGUUUUCUCUAGGAUUACCACCGACGAAAGCGGAAAAGAGCUACGUAUCAUUGAUGUCGUUUAGUCUUGGGCUUGUAUUUGCAAGCGUGGCUUCAGCUCUAGCGGUAUAUGUGUAGACUUACAUUUGGAGCAAAGGUCUAUCUUGGAACGGGUACGUGAUUUCUGGGAUGGAAAGACUGGACUGCGUUGGGCUUCGAUUUUGAAUACUGGUAUUUGGGAUGGGACGAGGAUGAGAUCAAGGGCUAGAGGAAAUGGCCUGGGGUUUGAUUUGGGCUCAAGAAUAGUAUUAGAUGCAUGGACGAUUUCUUUUACUUUCACAGAUAAACUAAUUUUCAGACAUUUGAAU
Messenger RNA from Cadophora gregata, 2911 nucleotides. RefSeq lists its product as uncharacterized. The coding region runs from base 1058 to 2629 and encodes 523 amino acids. NCBI's taxonomy places the organism in Eukaryota, Fungi, Ascomycota, Leotiomycetes, Helotiales, Ploettnerulaceae. The transcript has a single exon. The record is from RefSeq and is a predicted model, not a curated record.